Messenger RNA from Salmo salar (Atlantic salmon), 1751 nucleotides. Its product is annotated as protein lifeguard 1. The record is from RefSeq and is a predicted model, not a curated record. NCBI's taxonomy places the organism in Eukaryota, Metazoa, Chordata, Actinopteri, Salmoniformes, Salmonidae. Gene Ontology annotation, cellular component: membrane.
GACAAUUUUAGCAUUUUUGCAACUACUUAGCAUCUUAGCUAACCCUUAACCCUAACCUUUCCUUUGCUGAAAGCAAAGUUCUGUCUCUGGAGAAACCAUGGUUACGUCCCAAAUGGUAACUUAUUCCCUGUAUAGUAGUGCACCACAUAGGGAUUAGGUGAAUAGGUCUCCAUUUAGGAUGCAAGCCAACUGAUUACAGGUAGACUUUGCCCUGGCGGGACUGUUACAGGAAGAGAACGACCGGAGCCCUGUGUAAGAGGUAAGGACUUAUUACCUGACAGACAUCCUUUAGGAGGGUAAACAUGGAUCAAUCGAAAAGAAGCAGAGAAGCCCAACCCCCAUCGCCCUACUCUCAGGACUAUGGCCAGCAGAACACCGAUGGUCAACAGAACACCUAUGGUCAACAGAACACCUAUGGUCAACAGAACACCUAUGGUCAACAGAACACCUAUGGUCAACAGAACUACAGUUCUCCCCACUAUGGUCUGAACGUUGGUCCUGGCAACAUAGCAGUGGUCUCUCCAGCGGGUCAGUAUGACGACAUGGGUCAGGGUCAUCCCGAGGACCAGCGACAACAAUGGGCUCCACUACCACCUGACUAUUCCACCGGGCUGGAGGACACCGGCUGCUUUGAUGAUAAAGCUAUAAGAAGAGGCUUUAUAAAGAAGGUAUACCUGACUCUGAUGAUUCAGCUUCUAGUCACCUUUGGAAUCAUCUGCGCCUUUCUGUAUUGGGAGGCUCUGAGGGUCUGGUCUAUGAACACCUACUGGUUUUCUUCCUGCAUGAUGGCAGUGGUGCUUGUCAUCAUCAUUGCCUUGUCCUGUUGUGUCAAUAUACGUCGGAAGGUCCCGUUCAAUUUCCUAGCCUUGGGACUGUUUACCAUUGCAGAAGGUCUACUGCUGGGCUCUAUGACUGUGUUCUAUGAGGCGGAAGCUGUUAUGUGGGCUGUGGGUGCCACAGCACUGGUCUCCCUGGCUCUGAGUGUCUUCGCCAUGCAGUCCAGAUGGGACUUCACCUUAACCAGUGGGGGCUUGUGGGUGUUCUGUUGGACUCUCAUAUCCUUUGCAUUGUUGUGUGGAAUCAUGCGAUCCCAGUACCUGUACAUUGUGUAUGCUUGCCUGGGAACCUUGCUAUUUUCUUUGUACCUGGUGAUGGACACCCAGCUCAUACUGGGUGGGAAACACAAAUACAGCAUUUCACCAGAGGAGUACGUCUUUGCUGCUCUCAACCUGUACCUGGACAUUAUCGGUCUGUUCACCAUGCUACUGGCACUCAUUGGACUCAGCCGUUAAUACGUCGUUUUAGGUCAGAUAGCGCAACAAGCCACCUGCCCUGAUGUAGUGGAGGGACGAGCGUGGAGUAGGAAUUAGGAUAAUGCCUUUAAUAAAUCAAAUCAAAUGUAUUGGUCACAUAUACCUAUUUAGAAGAUGUUAUUGAGAGUGUAGCAAAAUGCUUGUGUUCCUAGCUCCAACAGUAGAUCGGCAUCAAAGAUUCAGCCAAAGAAAGCACUUCCAUGUUUCGUAUUCUUUGAUGUAUAAAUUACCAUAUUGACAUUACAUGUUAUGCAACUUAAUACCUUCAGAAAGUAUUCACACGCCUUGUCUUUUUCCACAUUUUGUUGUGUUACAUUCUGAAUUUUAAUUUUAAUUGUAAUUUUAUGUCACUGGCCUACACACAAUACCCCAUAAUGUCAAAGUGGAAUUGUGUUUUUAGAAAUGUUUACUAAUUAAAUAAAAAUGAAAUGCAACAUU